AUCACACAUCGUAUUUCCUUACGACGAGUUGUAGCAGACAUGGCGACCUGCAGUUUAUAAUAAUAUAAUAUUGUUUAUUUCUGUGAUAAUGUAUUUACUAGUUUGUUUGUUUGUGGCAUUCAUCUGUUCUAAUGCAGAAAGACUAACAACUGAUUUUUCCAAUGAUGAUAUCGAAGCUUUUAUCGUUAACGCACUGAAGAACAAUGCAACAGAAGCAUACGACUUCAGUAAUGCGACAGACGAAAUUUGUAACCCGGCAAUGGCGACUAAGCCAGAUUUUAAUGUUCCAGGAAGAAGGAUAAGCGAAGCGAAAUGUCUAGAAUAUAUAUGGGAAGUGAAAAAUAUUGAAGACCAAAUAGAAGCAGAUGAUAAAUGUCGCAUCUAUCUCAUAUCACAAAUCAAACGGGGAGUUAUUCCAGAGGUGUUCUUAUUCAUACCACCAACUGUUAUCUUCGGGGGACGUCCAGCGGCACCAGCUGAGUUUCCUCACAUGGGUGCGAUAGGCUGGCGGGGCAAUGGACAAACUAAAUGGGUAUUCAAAUGUGGCGGAUCUCUUAUUAGUGAAAAAUAUGUUCUAACAGCUGCCCACUGCACUUGGCUCUCCUUGAUGUAUCACCAAGAUGUGGUCAGUAAUACUCCUGAGGUAGUCCGGCUUGGCGUGGAGAAUAUAGAAGAAGAUGAUUUUCGUAUCAACGGUGACCCAGUUGACAUGACGAUCAAGAGAAUCAUAACCCAUCCUCGCUACAAGUCUCCCAAGAAGUACUAUGACAUAGCUCUCAUCGAGCUGGUGGAUAAAGUGAAGUUCGCUCACAAUAUCCACCCAGCUUGCUUGUGGUCCAAACCACCGAGUCAGUAUCUAGGCCAAGAAGGAAUACUAUCUGGAUGGGGUGUCACUGAAGACGGGAAACAAGCCACAGUCCUUCAAACAGCAAUUGUAGAUAUGCUGAAGUACAGCGAGUGCAGUCCCGUACUCCGUAACUCCUGGAACAGAAAUUGGCACGGCUUCGCGAAGCACCAGCUAUGCGCGGGAAAACUCUCUGGCAAGGUUGAUUCGUGUCAGGGAGAUUCCGGUGGCCCCUUGCAAAUAAAGAUCGAUACGGGAACCAAUUCUUCUAUGAACUCAGUUGUUGGAAUAACAUCCUUUGGAAUUAAAUGUGGCCAAAAAGAUAAACCAGGAAUAUACACUAAAGUAUCAAGUUUUUUAAAUUGGAUCGAGAAAACUGUAUGGGGUACUGAAGAAAAGGAGGAAGUUAUUAAAUCACUGUUUAAAAACAAAAACUUAACUUUUCAUAGAAGAACGUGAAAAACGAAUAAAUUAACGAAAUAAAAUUUUAAAAUCAUGAAGGCGUAAAAGGAAAAAAUAUGCAAGCACGAAUUAUUAAACCCCAGUUUUUAUAAUAUUAUCUGUGAACAAAUUGAAUAGAUACCAAUAAUUCGUUAUAUUUAUGGUUUAUUUCAAUCAAAAUCCUCCCCACACCACAUGCUCGCUGGGCAGAUUUGCCCUUGCGCAGCCCAUGCCAAACAAAGUGACUUCAAUGAUAAACUAUGUAGUAACAAAUAAAACGCCAUUUUUUU
This is a messenger RNA of Colias croceus (clouded yellow), 1575 nucleotides long. RefSeq names its product serine protease snake-like. Lineage: Eukaryota; Metazoa; Arthropoda; Insecta; Lepidoptera; Pieridae. Gene Ontology annotation, biological process: proteolysis. The coding region runs from base 89 to 1303 and encodes 404 amino acids. The record is from RefSeq and is a predicted model, not a curated record. The transcript has 9 exons. Gene Ontology annotation, molecular function: serine-type endopeptidase activity.